This is a messenger RNA of Chiroxiphia lanceolata (lance-tailed manakin), 3763 nucleotides long. It is a transcript of the gene CIB3, whose product is annotated as calcium and integrin binding family member 3. The transcript has 8 exons. Lineage: Eukaryota; Metazoa; Chordata; Aves; Passeriformes; Pipridae. The record is from RefSeq and is a predicted model, not a curated record. Bases 1214 to 1753 code for a protein of 179 amino acids. Gene Ontology annotation, molecular function: calcium ion binding.
CCAUGGCCGAACGGCCGCGCCCGCGCCCUCUGCCGGCACCGCCGCAACGGCGCGGCCGGGGAGAGGGGAACGGGCAACGAGCCCCGUGCGCUCCCUCCGUGAGGGGAACCGACAACGGGCAACGAGCCCCGUGCGCUCCUUUCAUGAGGGGAACGGGCAACGAGCCCCGUGCGCUCCCUCCGUACGGGGAACGGGCCCCGUGCGCUCCCUCCGUGAGGGGAACGGGGAACGGGCCCCGUGCGUUCCCGCCGUACGGGGAACGGGCAACGAGUCCCGUGCGCUCCCGCCGUGAGGGGAACUGGGAAUAAGCCCAUUCUGCCCCUCCGCGAGGGGAACGGGGAACCAGCCCCGUACGCUCCCUCCGUGAAGGGAACCGACAAGGGGCAACGAGCCCCGUGCGCUCCCUCCGUGAGGGGAACGGGGAACGAGCCCCGUGCGCUCCCUCCGUGAAGGGAACCGACAACGGGCAACGAGCCCUGUGAGCUCCCUCCCUGAGGGGAACCGGGAAUAAGCCUCUUCUGCCCCUCCGUGAGGGGAACCGGGAACGGGGAACGAGCCCCGUGCGCUCCCUCCGUGAGGAGAACCGGGAACCAGCCCUGUCCGCCCUCUCAGUGAGGGAAACCGGGAUAGAAUGAGCCUCGUCCGACCCUCCGUGAGGGGAACCGGGGCGAGACUGUCGCAAUCUGUGGAAUAUGUCAAGAUUCUCUUAAAGUCAGGAUGUUUUUUGGUGUACGCUCUUUAUGUACUUUUAAGCCUGAUCAGCAAGGGAGGAGACCUAAUGAGUGCAACGGGCAGCAGGAGCAUCCACUAGUCAAGGACAUCUGGGAACUAACAAGAUUUAAGGAUGUAGUAAAUCAAGAUAGUGAUGUAUGUCUAUGAAUACAUGGCUAACUUGGCAAAAGACUUAAGCCUGUGGAAGUUGGUUACCUGAUCCUCUGCUGCACCUGAACCUCAUUGUUGCAGCUUUUAAUAACUGAAUAUCCAGACGACCUAUAAAGGUGCCUUUGAGGAAAGAAGGAUGGGAAAAAAGUCGACAUUCCCAGCUCGAAAUGGGCAAUAAGCAAACCAUUUUCACUCAAGAGCAACUGGAUGCAUAUCAGGACUGCACAUUUUUCACAAGGAAAGAAAUCCUGAGCUGUGACUGGGAUCCUUUCUCUAGCACAAGAAGGAAGCAAAGACACGCUGAAAAAGUGGUCAAUACAUUCCAGUCCUGAUGCACAUUUUCUGUCUCUUGAACCCGAGUUCUGUGGAAAAACAGGAAGAUUCUUGGGAUGGGCUGUUUUACAGGUACCGAGAUCUGGCCCCUCAGCUCGUUCCCCUCGACUACACAGACAAACCAGCUGUGACACUGCCCUACGAGCUCAUUGCCAGCAUGCCAGAGCUCAAGGACAACCCGUUCCGGCAGCGGAUUGCAGAGGUGUUCUCGGAGCACGGGGACGGCAACAUGACUUUGGAUAACUUUCUGGACAUGUUUUCAGUGCUAAGUGAAAUGGCUCCCAGAGACUUGAAAGCUUAUUAUGCUUUUAAAAUUUAUGAUUUUAACAACGAUGAUUACAUAUGCAAAUCAGACCUAGAGAAAACUGUUAACAAAUUAACCCGAAAUGAGCUGACCCCAGAAGAAGUCAGCCUGGUUUGUGAGAAGGUGAUUUACGAGGCUGAUGUGGACAAUGAUGGCAAACUGUCCUUGGAAGACUUUCAGCACAUGAUCAUACGAGCCCCAGAUUUCCUCAGCACAUUUCACAUUAGGAUCUGAAGCCAGUGAAACACAUGGAUGGAAGCACCUCUGGAACCUUAAAAAACUAUCACUUCACCCAAGAUUACCAACCAUAAGAGCACAAAAUGAGAGGGGCAAAGAGGACAACUUGUAACUGAACCAGUCAGAAAACUGUUCUUGUUCACCUCUCUUAAAGGAUCAUUUAAUUAAGCUCUGCAUCAAGAUUUCCCUGGAAUUUAACAAAAUGUCUAUUCCCCCCUCAGUUAGAGCAAACCUGGCCUGGACAGUGAGAUGGGAAGUGUUCUUUUGAAGUUCAGAUACCACCAGGUAGUAAAGGAGCUUGUAUAGCUUCGAAAAAUUCCCAAGAAAAUGCCUUAACCAGGAAAAAACCCACUUGAGAAUAGUUUCCAAAACACUGUGAUUAAUCAAAACUGUGUAAGCCACUCCUCUGAUCAUUUAGAGUCUUAAAAAAUGCUCCAAUGAAUCAAUUUGCAGAACUCUUCUCCAGAGUGCAGGAUUUACAGUGAGAAAGUCAGCAUACUUUGAGGACAAGAAACCCUUCCCCAAAUUCUGUCCCUCUUCUCUAAUUUCAGAAAUCCCCUGUUUUCCACACCAGACUCCAUAUGCACAAAUGACAAACAGAACUGACAAACUAAGUUUGUAAAAUUCUCUUUUCAUAAGAAGUUUAUUUAUGCAGUGCUCAGGGUCCUGUACAACAGAGUAAAAACAGACAUCCUGUAAUAAACAACAGUUUUAAUACAAACAUGAAAAUCAAUGAGAAGUGUUUAAGAAAGCAGUUGUAACGUGGGAAGGGUGGCAGCCAAAAGUGGUCACUCUAAAAACACAAUUUACAGUUCUUUUUACAGAUUUUGGGAUGCAUUAAGUUCCCUUCAGAACGAAGUCCUAAGCCCCAACUCACGCUCCAGGCAGAGCCCACGGUUCCUGCAGAAGGGCUGGAAAGCUGCUCCUUCCAGCUGCUAAAACUUUAUCAACCACAGAAACUCCAAGGAUCAGUGAGAGAUGGGCCAGGGAAUGAGGCAGCCUGGAACACUCAGACUGCAGCUCCCAUUCACAUUCCACUGAGCAGAUCCUUAGUUAAACUAGAGCUGAAGACACAAGUCAUCAUUCUUCCCUCAGCCCUGUAACUUGUAGAACAAAGGAGCCCAUCCUCACACAGUUUGUUCCUUCCCCCCCUGGCACAAACAAGUCCAAGAGAACACAAAAUCAGGGCAGUUUUGAGCCCAGAGACACCCCCACAACAACCCCUCAGCAACCAUCAGGGAGAUGAUCAGCAUCUCACAGGAAAGGAGAGACCAAAGAAUUUUCAGCAGCAGUAAAGAGACUUACAAUAAUCCAUAGGAUUUAUAAAUCUGAGGCUGGAAUUCUGAUGCUGGCAUAAGGCUCUGAUGUCAGGGAACAUGAGCUGUGCCCAUCAGCACAGGACACACACAACACAGGUGUUAAAUCAGUGUUAGAGCAGCAGUUCCACCAGUUAUUGACCCACUGACAGCUCUGCACCCAAAAGGGUGAGGACCAUCCCAAAUAUUGCAACCAGCCUCGAAAAUAAGGGCAACCACAGAAUUCCAUGAUACUCAUUAAAGUAAGGGAAUUUGAGAACGUGCUCAAAAAUGGGCUUGUUUCUCUACAAACCAAUUGUUAAUCCAUUACCUGACAUUUUAAUGGUAUUCAGACACUGAGAAUGUGUAGUGUGCACAGUUGGUUUUGCAGAUCCAACUAAAUUCCUCAGUUUUACAGAUUUUGUACCCAAUUUCAGAUUUUUUCCUCCUUAGAUAAAGAAAUCUGAGAUACAUUACUGUAUGUAUUUCCCCAGUACCUCUCUGAUAAUUGUGUUUUCCAUAACACUCAUACUUAAUAAACACAGUAACUGAAUGAUGUGAUGGAAACAUCAACUAGAUAUUGUACUUCUCCAAGAUCUGAUGCCUGUAUUUAGUGACACAGAGCCAAGCACAGGUGCAGUGCAGUGUCUUUAACCUUUUCCUCUCUUACAUUUGCAUUUUAGGUUUCAUAUUGCUCACACAGACUUAAUGC